GGAAGUAGUAUCAUUUUCCUGUAACUGAAAAUGAAAGUGAAUAUGUUGGAAAAGAUACGUCGAGUUACAAUCUCGCUUUUUACAGAAGAAUAUAACUACAGUACAGAAAGACUUCAAGAGGAGUGUAAACACAGACAAGUCUGACUUUCAAAAGAAGAACGUAAAAUGGCAAAACCUUCAUCACCACAACUAAGAAAAUGCAAAAGGAAAAACAUGGACACACCAGUCUAUUUUUCUCAUGACUCCAGCAGUCUCCUGACUGAAGAGCAGCUGCUGUGUUCGAUCUGUCUGGAUGUGUUCACUGAUCCAAUCACCACUCCAUGUGGACACAACGUCUGUAAGAGCUGCCUUACACAGUGCUGGGACAAGAGUCAACACUGUCUCUGUCCAUUAUGUAAAGAGGAAUUCACCAAGAGACCUGAACUGAAGAUUAAUACAACACUGAGAGAGGUUGCAGAUCACUUCAAGAAGAAAAGAGGUUCUGAAAAACCUGAGGUUCUUUGUGAUGCCUGCAGUGGAGAGAAGCUGAAGGCCCUGAAAUCCUGUCUGGAUUGUGUUUUGACAUUGUGUAAGUCUCAUCUAGAGCCUCAUAAUCAUGUUCCAAGACUUAAGAAGCACAAACUAAUAAACCCUGUGGAGAACCUGGAGGACUACAUAUGCCAGAAACAUGAGAGAGCUCUGGAGCUGUUCUGUAGAGAUGAUCAGACGUGUGUGUGUCAGUUCUGUACUGAAGGAGACCACAAGAAUCACAACACUGUUCCUAUAGAGGAGGAGAGCAGAGAGAGGAAGACUCAGCUGAUGAAAACACAGACAGAUGUGCAGCAGAUGGUUCGGGACCGACAGAAAAAGAUAAAAGAGAUUAAAGACUCAGUAAAGCUAAGCAAAAGAAGCACAGAGAAAGAGAAAGCAGACAGUGUUGAAGUUUUAACUGCUCUCAUUCGCACCAUUGAGAGAAGUCAGACUGAGCUGCUGGAGGUGAUGGAGGAGAAGCAGAAAGCAGCAGAGAGGCAGGCUGAAGGACUCAUUAAAGAGCUGGAGCAGGAAAUCAGUGUGCUAAAGAGGAGAAACACUGAGCUGGAGCAGCUCUUACACACUGAGGAGCAUCUCCACCUCCUACAGGUUUACUCCUCCAUGUGCAGCCCUCCACACACCAAGAACUGGACUGAGAUCAGUAUUAACACUGAUGUGAGUGAGGACACUGUGAGGACAGCUCUGUCUCAGCUUCAGCAGACUCUGAAUGAGAAACUCACUAAAACACUCGAUGACAAGUUAAAGGAAACAGUUUCCACAGAACUGAAGAGGAUUCAGCAGUAUGCAGUUGAUGUGACUCUGGAUCCUGAUACAGCAAAUCCAUAUCUCAUCCUGUCUGCUGAUGGAAAACAAGUGACUUAUGGAAAGAAGUUUAAGAAUCUCCCUGAUACACCACAGAGGUUUAAUGCAAGUCCGUGUGUUCUGGGAAAGCAGAGUUUCUCCUCAGGGAGAUUUUAUUAUGAGGUGCAUGUUAGAGGGAAAACUAAGUGGGCAUUUGGAGUUGUGAGAGAGAACAUUAACAGGAAGGGGUGGAUUAUUCUGACUCCUCAGAAUGGAUUCUGGGCUGUGGGUCUGAGGAACGAGACUCAGUAUAAGGCAUGUAACGAUCCAUUUGUCUCCCUCACACUGAGAGAGAAGCUGGAGGUUGUGGGGGUGUUUGUGGAUUGUGAGCAGGGUCUGAUCUCCUUUUAUGAUGUGAAGUCCAGAUCUCAUAUAUACUCUUUCACUGGUCAGGUAUUCACUGAGAAACUCUAUCCAUACUUCAGUCCUGGUUUAAAUGAAAGAGGUGAAAAUUCAGCACCACUGAUCAUCUCUCCUGUAUUUAAGACUAAAUGAAUUUUCACCUCACAAAUUUAAUCAUCUAGUAAACAGUUAGAAUAAAACAAAAUCUUUUACUUUUACUGGUAUAUUGUAGAAAUAUUUAAUACUGGGGGGUUUUUUUGCAGGGUGGAAAAACAAAUCCUCUAUCUGCUGUAAAUCUCAUCUGUUGGUACAAAGAUGAGAUUAUGUCUUCUAUCAAAAAUGUUCUUAUCUUGUUUUUCUUUGCCAAUUUUACAGAAAUAUCCUGCAUCCUUUAUAUAAUGUUUUAUUGGAUUAAAAUUUUUAUUGGAAUAAUG
This is a messenger RNA of Tachysurus fulvidraco (yellow catfish), 2147 nucleotides long. RefSeq names its product E3 ubiquitin-protein ligase TRIM39-like. The coding region runs from base 166 to 1866 and encodes 566 amino acids. NCBI's taxonomy places the organism in Eukaryota, Metazoa, Chordata, Actinopteri, Siluriformes, Bagridae. Gene Ontology annotation, molecular function: protein binding; zinc ion binding. The record is from RefSeq and is a predicted model, not a curated record. The transcript has 8 exons.